GUUUUUACUCUCGCGAUUUUGCUACUAAAUUCUUGCUAAAUUUCUACUAAAUUUCUGCGGUUUCGUGCGGUUUGCGCUUUGAUCAAGACUUCAACAACAGUUUCCAAGACCAAAAUUAGAAAUUGAGGAGAUGUCUUCAGAAGGGACUGUGAGUGUAGUGGGGAGUGAGGUGAUGCCCUUGGAUUACGGGAGCAUAGAUUCGGAGAGCAGUCCGUCUCCAUUUGGUUUAGAGAGGACGGUGGUGGAGAGGAGGGAUCAAAGGGUAGUAGAGGAGGAGGAAGAUGAGAUCCCCUCAAACAUUUUGGAGGCUGGGAGUAGCGUAGAUGGAUGUUAUAACCCAGAUUUAGAGAUAGUAUCCGAGGUGAGGGGGUAUGUGAGCGAAUUGGGUAGCAGGGAUAGUCUGAGGGGCCUCGUGGGUAACUGUAACCUUCCUCACCAUGUCCUAAUUAAGCCUGCCGGGGUGAAUGAGAGGGCAUGCUCAGCACCCCGAGACCAUUGGAUGCCCCUAUACGUCCAUUAUUUGAUUGCAGGGCUUAGGUUUCCCAUUCCAGAAUUACUGAAAGCUAAGAAAACCAAGCAGAACAACUAUAAGUUAAAUGAGGAUGAGGUGGAGGAGGUAGAAAAGCUGGUGAGGGAAGAAGGAGACGUAGUGGAUAUCUUGUACCUCACCAGCCCAAAGGCAAUAAAGGCUGCUGAGCUCUAUGGGCCAAGCUCAUUGAGCGAAGCUGAGAUGGACGAAUUUAUCAAUGCUGCUGGAGGACUGCGCAUCCCAAAGAAGCCAAGGAAGAAGUCAAAGACUUCAACUGCGGCGGAGAAGAGGGUGGCAGAAAAGGAGCGGCUGUCCAGCACUUCUGCUCGGGCUUUGGAGGAAGAAGAGGAAGGGUCAGAGCCAAAAGCCAAGGGGGAUGAGGUGGUGGAGUUCGUGCCUCAGCCUUCUCCUCUAGAAAUUGAUCCUGAAGUCCGGGAGAGGGAGGAGGCCGUGGUACGAGGCCUUGGCAAAGGCAAGGGGCCCUUCCCUCAACCUUCGUUCCAGAAGAGUUUGUUCGAAGCAACAAACACUAUUGGGGCGAACCGCUUCCUCAACACUACCCUUCCUAAGGUUGAUAGGAGGCAGGCAAGGGAUGAGGCGGUGAGCCAACUGGGGGCUACCGUUGUGAGGCAUGCCCUGGAGAAGGAAAGGGAAGAGUUGCAGAAGGAGAAGGAGGAUUGGGAGAAGGAGAAGAGGGAGAUGCAGAGGAGGCUAGACGAAGUUCUUCCUUCAGUGACCGAGCUCCAGAACGACAAUGAUGUCUUCAGCACGAAACUUGUCCUUGAAGAACGCAAGAGGAAGAUCUGUGAGGAGAAGCUUGAAGCUCAAGACAAAUAUAUUGACAAUAUGAGGAAAGGAGCGGCGGAGCUGAAGAAGAACGUGAAUCUGUUGGUGCACAACGGGAUGGAGGAGCACAUUGGCAACUUCCUCAACUCCAGCACCUUUGAGAACAUCCUCAAGCUAUACCGGCUACCAACCGCAAUCCUGGCCUUUACCGACUGUAGAAAGAAGGUGAAAGCCCAAUACCCAGAGGUGGACGUGACAACGGUCACCUUUGGGGAACAAGAAGAAGGAGUGGAGGAGGAUGGUGAAAGUCUUUCUGCUGACUUCCGACCUCUGAUCAAGUUGAGGUGGGAGCAUGAUGCAGAGGGACACACUAUCUUCCCUCCAGCCUUUGAUGUUGAGCUGCCUCCCGAGGUGCAUCCAGUCUCUUCUGAUGAAGUGCAGCAGCUGGGUCCUCCUAAAGCAGAAGUGCCGCCCUUGCCUGCUGGAGAUGAGCCGCCUCAACCACUCCUUCCUGCUGAGGAGCAGCCUCCUCCUCCAGUAGAGUAGCUUAGGUCGUCAUAUCUUGUAGUUAUUUUUGAAAAAACAUUUUUGUAAAUGAUGUUUGAUUAUUUUAUAAAAUUUUUGAAUUUCA
Molecule: messenger RNA, 1946 nt
Organism: Rubroshorea leprosula
Lineage: Eukaryota; Viridiplantae; Streptophyta; Magnoliopsida; Malvales; Dipterocarpaceae
Source: the annotation of a GenBank genome assembly